AUGCCCUCCAUGGAUUCGACAUCUUCAUUGCCCAUGUACUGGUUACCACCAUGUCCGUCACACGCUGUAGAUUCGACAAACCCUCCGUCCGCCAGUCAGCCAACUCCCUCUCCGCUGUACGCCGACGAGCCCUUUCCAGGCUUGGGGUAUAAAGACCAGAUUACCCUCAUCUUGGAGAUCCACUAUUAUUCGAUGAAGACCUACGGUGUUGGGCUCAAGAUCGAACGCGUCCGGAAUGCUACAGGGUUCUUCCGGGUUCUUCCAAUAGGUGGUAACAGUGGUAACGAGACAUCGGGUUAG
Coprinopsis cinerea okayama7#130 is the source of this 300-nucleotide messenger RNA. RefSeq lists its product as hypothetical. The transcript has a single exon. The record is from RefSeq and is a predicted model, not a curated record. NCBI's taxonomy places the organism in Eukaryota, Fungi, Basidiomycota, Agaricomycetes, Agaricales, Psathyrellaceae. Bases 1 to 300 code for a protein of 99 amino acids.